Messenger RNA from Bicyclus anynana (squinting bush brown), 435 nucleotides. RefSeq names its product chorion class CA protein ERA.5-like. The transcript has 2 exons. NCBI's taxonomy places the organism in Eukaryota, Metazoa, Arthropoda, Insecta, Lepidoptera, Nymphalidae. Gene Ontology annotation, molecular function: structural constituent of egg chorion. The record is from RefSeq and is a predicted model, not a curated record. Bases 1 to 435 code for a protein of 144 amino acids. Gene Ontology annotation, cellular component: egg chorion. Gene Ontology annotation, biological process: chorion-containing eggshell formation; multicellular organism development.
AUGUCUUCCCUUUCUUUCAUUUUGUUUUGCUUCCAAGCUUGCUUGAUACAGAAUGUAUUCAGCCAGUCCCUUGGACCUUUAGGCUAUGGCCCGGGUCCCGCAGCUGCUAUGGCUCCAGGCUUGGCACAUUAUGGCUAUGGGCCUGGUCUGCCCCCUGCGCCUUUCGGAGUUGCCCCAAUGGCUGUGGAGCUCGGCGGACUCGGACCAGGCUGUGCCCCAGCACAUAUAGAACUCGGUGCAUACGGCGGAGCUGGAGUCGGAGACGUCGCAGUUGCUGGUGAAAUGCCAGUCGCUGGUACCACCCUCGUCGCCGGACAAGUGCCAAUCCUCGGCGCCGUGCGCUUCACUGGUGAUCUGCCAGCCUCUGGCAAAGUCACCAUUUCUGGCAGCUGCGGAUGCGGAUGCAACCGUGGCCCUAGCCCGUAUUAUUACUAA